Messenger RNA from Telopea speciosissima, 1765 nucleotides. RefSeq names its product dihydropyrimidinase. The transcript is spliced from 13 exons. Gene Ontology annotation, molecular function: dihydropyrimidinase activity. Gene Ontology annotation, biological process: pyrimidine nucleobase catabolic process. The record is from RefSeq and is a predicted model, not a curated record. Lineage: Eukaryota; Viridiplantae; Streptophyta; Magnoliopsida; Proteales; Proteaceae. Gene Ontology annotation, cellular component: cytoplasm; cytosol. The coding region runs from base 63 to 1730 and encodes 555 amino acids.
AGAGAGGAGAGAGAGAGUAGAGAGUGAGAGAUCAGACUCCGUAGCUCUGUGUUCGACGAGUGAUGGCGAAGCUUCAAUCCACUCUCCAAUGGCUGAAAAUCAAAGAGGGAAGAUCGAUAGAUUCGCAUUACAGAGUUCAACGAAAUAGCCUUUUAUCUGUUUUAGUAUGUCUCUUCACCAUUUUUCCGUUCUCCAGAUCGAUCCAACUGGACGGGUUACAGUUUUGUGCGUAUGGAGAGUCGGAAUCAUGUGGGUCAUCAUCGACGACGACGAAGCUCCUGAUCAAGGGAGGAACUGUUGUAAAUGCUCAUCAUCAAGAAGUGGCCGACGUCUAUGUGGAGGAUGGGAUAAUUGUUUCUGUACAACCUAACAUCAAUGUUGGUGAUGAUGUUACCGUGCUUGAUGCCACUGGGAAGUAUGUCAUGCCAGGUGGAAUUGAUCCUCACACGCAUCUAGCAAUGGAGUUUAUGGGUACCGAGACCAUUGAUGACUUUUUCAGCGGUCAGGCUGCUGCAUUGGCAGGGGGAACUACAAUGCACAUUGACUUUGUCAUACCAGUUAAUGGGAGUUUGACUGCAGGUUUUGAAGCCUACACAAAAAAGGCAAAAAAAUCAUGCAUGGAUUAUGGUUACCAUAUGGCCAUUACAAAAUGGGAUGAAGAUGUUGCAAGAGAGAUGGAAAUCAUGGUUCAGAAGAGAGGUAUCAACUCUUUCAAGUUUUUCCUUGCGUACAAGGGGUCACUUAUGAUCACUGAUGACCUUCUAUUGCAAGGCUUGAAGAAAUGCAAGUCUCUUGGUGCCUUGGCUAUGGUUCAUGCAGAAAAUGGAGAUGCUGUUGCAGAAGGACAAAAUAGAAUGAUUGAUCUUGGUAUCACUGGUCCCGAGGGACAUGCCCUUUCAAGGCCCCCUGUGCUGGAAGGAGAGGCAACUGCUAGAGCCGUUCGUUUGGCUGGGUUUGUUAAUGUACCACUUUAUGUUGUUCAUGUGAUGAGCGUUGAUGCGAUGGAAGAGAUCGCCAAAGCUCAGAAAUCAGGCCAGAAGGUUAUUGGAGAACCAGUAGUUUCUGGACUUGUACUUGAUGAUUCAUGGCUUUGGAAUCCUGACUUCACCAUUGCUGCGAAGUAUGUCAUGAGUCCUCCAAUAAGGAAAUCGGGGCAUGAUAAAGCUCUACAAGCUGCCCUUUCAAGAGGAGUUUUGCAGCUUGUAGGAACUGAUCAUUGUACAUUCAACUCCACACAGAAAGCUCUUGGUACUGAUGACUUCCGAAAAAUUCCAAAUGGUGUCAAUGGUAUAGAAGAAAGGAUGCAUCUCGUCUGGGAAACAAUGGUGGAAUCUGGCCAAAUAUCAGUUACUGAUUAUGUGCGAAUAACAAGCACUGAAUGUGCUCGGAUUUUUAACAUAUAUCCAAGAAAGGGAGCAAUACUUGCUGGAUCUGAUGCGGAUAUAAUCAUACUCAACCCAAAUUCAAGUUUCGAGAUAACUGCAGCUACUCACCACUCCAGAUCAGAUACAAAUGUCUAUGAAGGACGCAAAGGGAAGGGAAAAGUAGAAGUGACAAUUGCAGGAGGAAAAGUUGUAUGGGAAGGUGGUGCUCUCAAGGUUCAACCUGGUUGGGGAAAAUACAUUGAGAUGGCCCCUUUUAGUUAUCUUUUUAAUGGUAUUGAAAGGGCUGAUGCCACAUACCUGUCAUCUCUAAAUGCUCCUGUUCGCCGUUUCAAAGCUGCAACUUGAGUUGCAGUUAUCAUUAUUCUUUUCUUGGUAAGUAA